CUCCCUUAUCUUACACCUUUCCUUUCCUAUACCGAGGUCACCUGACAUCGUGAGACCACAACCAACCCAGACAUUCGGUGGUGGAUCGGUCAGGUCGGAUCGGCUAAAGGGCACUGGACAGUGAGAUGAAAGUGCAAAUGCAAAUGCCCGGACCCCGAGCCCCAUGACAGAUCUGUCGCGGAUCCUGCCGGACUUCCCAAUCGGCCGGUACGCCAACCUGCUGCCCGCCAUCGAGAAGCACGGCCUGACCACCGCCGACCUACUCACUCUUCAGGUCCCCGACAUUGGCAAACGUACUCAGCUGCCGCUCCUCGACAUCAAGCGUUUAUGUACCGCUGUACUAGACGCCCUGCAUGUCGACCUCGGUGUUUCCGAGAAGCAGAAGCAGCAGCAGCAGCAGAAGCCGGGAAAUGGUGCUAAUAAUAAUAAUAAUAAUGACGAGGCGAAAGGGGGCCCUACCAGCGUCUUGAGACAGACCGGUUCCCAGCUCCUGGCCAAACCUUGGAAUUCCAUUAGCACUUUAGACGACGAUCUGGACCGUGCUCUUGGCGGCGGCAUCCCUACCGGGUAUAUCACCGAGAUCACUGGCGAAAGCGGCGCCGGCAAGACGCAAUUCCUCCUAACGCUCCUCCUCGCCUGCCAACUCCCACCGCCCCGGGGCCUCGGCCGUCCCGCAUUGUACAUCUCUACCGAAGCACCGCUCUCCACCCAACGGCUCUCCCAAAUGCUCGCCAACCACCCCUAUCUGCGCACCCUCCCCCCGGCCGAGCGCCCAACCCUCGACAACAUCGUAGGCACCAUGACCCCAGACCUCGAGUCGCAAGACCACAUCCUGAGCUUCCAGGUCCCGGUCGAAGUAUCCCGGCGCAACGUAGGCCUCCUGAUCCUCGACUCCGUCGCGGCCAACUACCGCGCCGAAUUCGAGCGCGGCUCCGGCGGCGCGAAAGGCGGCGCUAACCUCGCCGCCCGCAGCCACGAGCUCGUGCGCCUGGGCCAGCAACUGCACGAUCUAGCGCGGAGACACGACCUCGCCGUCGUGGUAGCGAACCAGGUCGCAGACCGCUUUGCAGGGCCUGCUAAGAGCAGCGCCCCGCUGCCGUUUUCGCUGCCCCGCGUGUCCCAGGAAAGCCCGCUCGCAAGCCGCACCAGAGGACGGCCCGCGGCCCCGCAGCCCCUGCAGCUCUCCGGCCUGGAGCCCCCUAGCAGCGGCACCGCCGAGCUCCUGCGCUCCAGCAUGCCGGAGCCGCCUCCCGAGGAGACCCCCGCGCCCCCGGCCCUGCUCCUCGACCACCAGCAGCGGUGGUUCACGGGCUGGGGCGACGAGCACCCGUACCCCUUCGGCAACGGCGAUCACAACCUAAAGACGCCUAGCCUAGGCCUGAUCUGGUCGACGCAGAUCGCGGCGCGGCUGGCGCUGUUCAAGAGGCCCGUUUACGGGCGGAGGGAAGUACUCGACGACGAGGACGGGGAGAGCACGACUAUGCUGCGCAAUUGGAGGAGGUGGAUGAAAGUUGUUUUCGCGCCGCAUGUGCCGGGGACGGGGCCGGGAUUAGAUGGGGCGGUGGAGUUCGAGGUUACGAUGGGGGGACUGCGGGGUGUGGAUAGGAAGAAGAAGAAGGGGAAUGGGAAGGGGAAGCAGGCAGAUGGGGAAGAAGAGGAAGACGAGAAGAGAAUAGAGGCGUGAGAAUGAAUAUAUGGAUGACCUUGGUUUAUGUAUAUCAUAUGGAUGAGUUCAGAGACUCUUGGCAUAUAUAAACCCUACUACAGUAAAUAAACAAGAUGCAUACUAUGUACUUCGAAUCAGAGCCAUCUAGCAAGAUCUUCGAUUAUGUUCUCGUUCCAAUUUU
Molecule: messenger RNA, 1847 nt
Organism: Daldinia decipiens
Lineage: Eukaryota; Fungi; Ascomycota; Sordariomycetes; Xylariales; Hypoxylaceae
Product: DNA repair protein RAD57
Exons: 1
Coding region: 164-1684 (506 amino acids)
Biological process (GO): DNA repair; mitotic recombination; DNA strand invasion
Molecular function (GO): double-stranded DNA binding; single-stranded DNA binding; ATP hydrolysis activity
Source: RefSeq, a predicted model, not a curated record